UCGUUCUUCAUGGACGCGACUUCUAUGAUCGUCGGCAAGCUGCGCCUCAUCUGCGAGUAUGUCGGUGUUCUGAAUCCAAGACACUAUCGCUCCUUUCGCUUCCUAGACCUUCCUGUUGAGAUACGGCUUCUCAUCUACAAGGAGCUGUUCGGUGGAGCAAGAGCACAUAUGGUGGGGAAUUGGGAGCAGAAUGUUCCCACCCAGAGUAUCGGUUGCGAGCCAGAUGACCCUCGAAGGAAAGAGCGGAUUCAAGGUCAACUGUUUCACCUCGAUCAUGACAACACUAGCUGUCGCUUCCACUCAACAGUGUUACGCUCAUGCAAGACUGUGUACGAUGAGGCUCUUCCUGUACUGUACGCGAACCCCGUUUUCAACAUCUCGACGUUCGCAGGGGAGAAAGGCACAUUACCCCUCGUCAACGUUACACAUAUACGCCGCAUCAUGACCCGCGCCUGGCAGGAAGUCUCAAUGAAGGAACAGGAGAUAGCAGAAGGGUACCGACUAGCAGGCGUUCAGUGGGACAAGUUGUGGUUAUUUGCCAUUGAUAUGGGUCACGGCCUGGGGUCCGGAAUUGCCAGACCCCUGCCAGAUGGAUCGCCAGACUCCGUUGUACGAGCGAUCAGUGGACGAGCAACUCCAAUCGAGUACGACGCGAGCGACGUGGACUGGCUGUUCAAAUUAAGUUCUGCGUCGGAGCUCAAGAAGCUUGGUGUUUGUUUCAGACCGUUCCCUGAGUGUUGGUACGCCGUCGAAGACGCCAAAAAACUACGUUGCUCACGGUUCACGGCUGUACAUUAUAAACUACCCUUGGGCGACCAGCUGAACCACUGUGACCCGCGCUAUCUCGACAUACAAGCCGCAGCGACAGAACCGCUUAAGGAUCUGGUCUCUUUCACGCUUUGAGCCCGACAGUACAGCAAGCUGAUUCUCAAUCAAUUCAUGCGUAUGUGUGGUUCAUGUUCGGUGCCAUCGCCCGCCUAAUGUAAGGUGGGCAUGCUAAGCACUUCGGUCAGAGUUCGAAAGUCUGCCUGACGAACGCCUGUCAAAGCGUCAACACGAGGGUCGAGUCCUACACUAGGUAUUCGGAUACACGAUUAGGGUAAUGGGCAUCUUAAAGUUGCAUGAAAAGCCU
Didymella exigua CBS 183.55 is the source of this 1132-nucleotide messenger RNA. RefSeq lists its product as uncharacterized. Bases 10 to 903 code for a protein of 297 amino acids. Lineage: Eukaryota; Fungi; Ascomycota; Dothideomycetes; Pleosporales; Didymellaceae. The transcript has 2 exons. The record is from RefSeq and is a predicted model, not a curated record.